Molecule: messenger RNA, 1373 nt
Organism: Meleagris gallopavo (turkey)
Lineage: Eukaryota; Metazoa; Chordata; Aves; Galliformes; Phasianidae
Source: RefSeq, a predicted model, not a curated record
UUUUUUCUUUUCUUUCUCCUUUCAGCUUUGCAGUGUAUGGAUGAUUCCAAGCCUUGUGUUAAUGAGGGAAAGUGCAUUCCUUAUCAGAAUGGCACAGGAUAUUGCAAGUGUCGAGAAGGCUAUCUUGGAGACUACUGCCAGUACAGGAACCCCUGUGAAAGCAAUACGUGUAAGAAUGGGGGAACCUGUGAAACCACAUCUCUGAUCGGAAAGGCCACCUGCAAAUGUGCUCCAGGGUUCACAGGAGAGGACUGUCAAUACUCUGAAUCACACAUCUGCUAUGUGUCCCAGCCCUGCCUGAACGGAGGAACGUGUCAUCCUCACAGCCAGGAAACGUAUGAGUGUGUCUGUCCUCCAGGUUACACAGGAAAGGACUGUCAGUGGAUCGAUGCCUGUACCUCUCAACCUUGUGCCAAUGGAAGUACGUGUACCGUAUCUGGACAUAAGUUCUCCUGCAUCUGUCAGUCUGGCUACACUGGCCAGAAGUGUGAGAUAGAUGUGGACGAAUGUGCCACAUCAGGCCUUUGUCAUCAUGGUGGGACCUGUAUCAAUUUGCACGGUUCAUUCCGAUGCCAGUGCAAACCAGGCUAUACAGGGCAUCGCUGCGAGAGCACCUAUGUGCCGUGUUCUCCAUCACCCUGUAUGAAUGGAGGAACUUGUCACCAAACAAGUGACUUCACCUUUGAGUGCAACUGUCUGCCAGGUGAGUGCUGCUUAUUCCAAGUGCUCGGUUUUGUAGCCUUGUCACUGCAUUCCUCUCUAUGUUCUUCUGAAAACUUCUCCCUGGGAGUGUUUGUCUCCGUAACGUAAGGCUGAGGGGCAAAAUAUCAGGUGGGAAGCUCGGUUAGGAGCUUAACUUUCUGUGUGUCAGUACUUUAUGGUGUGAAAAGAGGAGGUAUAAUAGGUGGGUGAGUGAUGGGACUGGUUGGAUCACAGCCAGAAAACAGCAGAUUUCUUUGGAACCCAAUUGGAGGCAGAGAGUUAAAUAAGUAAAAACUGACAUGUAUUCAAGGUCAGAGUAUGUCCUGAUACAGACUCUGGUAACGUAACCCCUGUAGAGACAUGUUUCAUGUCAGAGAGGGUUAACUUCAGUGCUUGAAUGAAGAUGAAUAUUUGUCUUUCCUUCUCAGUCCCUAUCCCUAAAGUUAGUUUCCUUUUCUUUCCUUUCCUCCUCCAGUACUUCCAGUGUAUUAUUUCCAACUCACUAUGACCAAUACUUCCUGGUAAAUUAUUUUUUAUGUGUUUUCUGAUGCUGUUAUCUGCUCUGAGUUCAUCCACAAUAGGGAUAGCAUGCUUACUCAGUACCAUGGGCUGUAUUGAUGCUGUGUGUGAACACCUGCUUAGCACCCUGGCAGUCUCAUCCGCACCUAAUA